Messenger RNA from Torulaspora globosa, 1983 nucleotides. RefSeq names its product Hot1p (gene HOT1). The record is from RefSeq and is a predicted model, not a curated record. Gene Ontology annotation, biological process: positive regulation of ribosomal protein gene transcription by RNA polymerase II. NCBI's taxonomy places the organism in Eukaryota, Fungi, Ascomycota, Saccharomycetes, Saccharomycetales, Saccharomycetaceae. Bases 1 to 1983 code for a protein of 660 amino acids. The transcript has a single exon. Gene Ontology annotation, molecular function: RNA polymerase II cis-regulatory region sequence-specific DNA binding; DNA-binding transcription factor activity, RNA polymerase II-specific.
AUGUCUGAUCUAAAUCAUGCAUUGACCGCCGAACCAACGACAGGGAUUGGUGGUGUUGACAGUGGUAACCGAAUAGGUGCCGGUGGGGUUGUUUCCACAGCUGGUGAUCGUGGCACGGGAUUGAUUCAUGAUGAUUCCAAAGUGGUACCAGGGACAGCGAUGCCUCCGAGGUUUGCGGUUGAUGACAGCGGCCGGGGAGCACUCGGUAUUCCCGCAGCUGCCACCCCAGGGGAUUCGUUGGCACUUGGAUUGGACCUCUCUUUGGUUCCUGAAAGUUUGGGGAAAACCUCCAUUACGAAUGGGAAUGAGGCGAAUCGCAACACGGCAAUGGCGAACUCUGGUGGCAGUAGCACAAUUCCAACGCCGAUAGCGAUGAGCAACGGCGCUACUGUGUCUGUCGAGGGCAGUAAUGCCGGAACCAACAAGGCAUCGACGAUGUCGGGACUGCGAUCUUCGAUGCACUCUAGUCAUUCAUCGCCGAUCAUGAGCUCAGAUAUGAGUGCGAAUACAUUGAGGAUGUUUCAAAGGAUGGAUGAAAUCAGUGCAAGACUGAUAGCCAUGGAGGAGGUGUUUCAAAAGUUGUGCAAAAGCGUCGAUGAACAAAAUGCAACGAUAAAAGAUUUGAAGCACGAAAAUGCGCAAAUGUCAAAAGAGCUGUCGGGUCAAAUUAGUGCUCUUUCUAUGCAGCAGGAGCAGAAAAACGAAACUGGUCUUCAGGAUACGUUUGUCACUGAUCUGCUCAAUUCCAUUACCAAUGUCAGUAGCGCAUAUUUGAGAAGAAUGAGGCCCCCGAAUAGGAAUAAGAUUUCUCAAUCGAGCGUCAGACCCGUGUCGUCAAUGAACGAUGUGAGCACGCUCAAUCACAACCUGAACGGAGUUGAGUUUGCGGAGAGCAAUGGCCUACAUGGAGAUGCAAGCCAGUUCCGUAAUUUCAAUGAUAGGCAGACCGGGCAUGCAACAUUCACUUUAAAUCCGAAUGGAAUCAAGAGAAGGAAAAAGAAUACCGCUUCGGGUGAAAACCUGAUGAGUUCAGGCUUGAAUAGCUCAAAUGUAGCGAGUGGCAUGCAAUCCUACAAGGAUUUGACAUCGUUGAACGCUUUCGGCACGAUAAGCUUACCGAACUUGACAUUAGAUCAUACCGGCAUGACACCGCUUUUGAAAGGUGGUAACAAUCCUCUUUCAUCCACUCGACUGCAAGAUCAGCUACACAAUCCAAGUCAAGGACAACCAGGUGGGAUACCGUUGCAGGCCAACCAUAUAACUGACCCUCUCAAGGGCCAGCCAACGAUCGACGAUGGAGAGAACAGAAGAACACAAGAUGAAGAUGAUGACGGAUACCAGGAGGACGAUGACGACGACAACGAUUCGGACGGCAGCGAUGACGACGAGGGCGACGAAGGCGACGAGGAGGAUGAGGAUGACGUAGCCGACGCUGGACGAACAGAUGCGCGUAGACAGGGCGCUUCCACUCAACCCAAUUACGAGACUGCGACAGUCCUGACUGACAAUAAGGGCCACCAUUGGGACAGCACGGCAUUCUCAAACAAACACUUGUCCAGUAAGAAUGAAAGAGUUCCCGCCAAGGACGGAGAAAGCGAUUUAUCAUGCCGUGGCAACAAGCCAAGAAAAGACGACUCAAAACGGAAUGAUGCCUCGGACGUCCAUGAUGAAGAUUACACCCUCUUGAAGGCUCCUAGCAACGUGCAAACCAUUUGGGAGGAGUAUACGGUCGGCAUAGGUGGAAACCCACCAAUAAAAAAACUCGAAGAGCAGUUCGGCAACAAGUGGAGAUUAAAUCGGAACCGAAAGACGUUUGCUAGACGGAAAAGAUUGUACAAAUUCAUCCUCAACGGCAUAAGCAAGGGCAAGACAGCUGAAGAGAUGAUAAAAAUUUUGGAAGAAAGAAGGUUGUACAAAGAUGAGAACGGCGAAGUGAAGCGUAGAACGAUUGGCUGGCUGCAGCAAAGCCUUACUGGCAUCUGA